CCACGUGUACACGCUCCUCGCUUUAGCUUUAAAACGUUCAAGACCUUCUUCUUAUGCAACAGUACAUUGAUGCUCCACUAAACCAAACGCCGAAAGAUCACUACUAACUUUUUAACGGUAACCAACACAAUUAUUAUCGCUCACUCUCACUGUCUCUGAAAAUUCUUCAUCAAUGGCGGAAAAUUCCGGUAGGAAGCUUAUCGUGGAGGUUUGCAGCGCCAAGAAUUUGAUGCCGAAAGAUGGCCAAGGAACCGCAAGUGCUUAUGCCGUUGUGGAUUUCGAUGGCCAGAGAAGAAGAACAACUACCAAGUCCAGAGAUCUCAACCCUCAAUGGGACGAGAAGCUCGAGUUUAUUGUUCAUGAUAAAGAUUCAAUGGCUUCAGAGACGUUAGAGGUCAAUCUCUAUAACGAUAAGAAGCUGGGGAAGCGAAGCACUUUUCUCGGAAAAGUGAAAAUCUCAGGAAGCAGUUUUGUGAAGUCUGGUACAGAAGAGAUUGUGUACUAUCCGUUGGAGAAGAGAAGCGUGUUCUCUCAGAUCAAAGGAGAGUUAGGACUCAAAGUGUCUUACGUUGACGAUGAUCCACCGCCACCGCCGUCAGCCGAUGCCGAUGGCGAGCUGAAGGCAGAGACCGCACCUCCGCCGGCGGCGGAAAGCACAAAAGAAGAAGAGAAGAAAGAAGAAAAAUCAGAAGAGAAUAAGCAGGAUGAGGAGAAGAAGGAAGAAGAACAAAGCAAACCUCCUGAAGAAGAACAGGAAAAGGCGAAAGCUCCACCGGAUAAUCCAAAGCCAAAGGAGGAGGCUCCGGCAGAGGCGGCACCACCACAACCGGAGGCAGAAGUGCAGAAUCUGGCAAAACCACAAAAGGAGAAGCAUAUUGAGAUAAUAAAGCGAGCUGAGAAUAAUCAUCUGAGCGUGAACGAUCAUGAACUACGGUCUUUGAGCAGCGAUCGUAGUCGCAGCACUUACGAUCUUGUGGAUCGCAUUCCAUUCCUCUACGUUCGCAUGGUGAAGGCAAAGCGAGCAAACAGUAGUGAAAGCGGUUCAAAGGUUUAUGCCAAGCUCGUGAUCGGAACACACAGUGUGAAGACGAAGAGCGAAAGUGAAGACAAAGACUGGGAUCAGGUUUUUGCUUUUGAUAAAGAAGGACUUAAUUCCACGUCGUUGGAGGUUUCAGUGUGGUGCGAGGAGAAGAAAGAAGGUGAAGAGAUCACCGAGAAUUCACUCGGAACGGUGUCGUUUGAUUUGCAAGAAGUGCCUAAGCGUGUGCCGCCGGACAGUCCUUUGGCUCCCCAAUGGUACACUCUGGAAUCUGAUACGUCGCCAGGAAAUGACGUCAUGCUGGCCGUGUGGAUUGGGACGCAGGCUGACGAAGCGUUUCAAGAGGCGUGGCAGUCUGAUUCCGGCGGUUUAAUACCGGAGACUAGAGCUAAAGUGUAUCUUUCCCCAAAGCUUUGGUAUCUGAGAGUAACGGUCAUCCAGACGCAGGACUUGCAGCUAGGUUCGGGAUCCGAGCCUAAGCUUAGGAGUCCAGAGCUUUACGUAGUGAAGGGUCAACUCGGCGCACAGGUUUUCAAGACUGGAAGAACAUCGGCUGGCGGCUCAGCAGCGUCAAGCUCGGCUAACCCAACAUGGAAUGAAGACCUUGUAUUUGUUCACGUGAUCGACGAAGCAACUCACGUGACUAGCGACGCUCGUGCAUCGGCCAAACAACUAUGCAAGGCUCCAAUUGGUUUGCUUGAGGUGGGAAUUCGCGGCGCCACUAACCUCCUCCCCGUGAAGACCAAGGACGGAACACGUGGUACUACCGAUGCUUUCGCGGUGGCCAAAUAUGGACCCAAGUGGAUCCGAACCCGAACCAUCAUUGACCGGUUUAACCCGCGAUGGAAUGAACAAUACACGUGGGAUGUUUAUGACCCUUGCACAGUCCUAACAAUUGGUGUGUUCGAUAACGGAAGGUACAAGCGUUCUGAAGAGGGGAAGCUGAAUAAAGAUGUUAGAUUGGGGAAAAUUCGCGUGCGUUUGUCCACGUUGGACACCAACCGGGUUUACGUUCAUUCCUACUCUCUAACCGUUUUGCUGCCAAGUGGAGCCAAGAAGAUGGGAGAGAUAGAAAUUGCAGUGAGAUUUUCAUGCUCGUCGUGGUUGAGUUUAAUGCAGGCCUAUACAAGCCCAAUUCUUCCAAGAAUGCAUUAUGUGAAACCAUUCGGCCCAGCCCAACAAGAUAUUCUACGUCACAUGGCUAUGAGGAUCGUGACGGCUCGAUUGGCCCGGUCUGAACCGCCCUUGGGUCAUGAGGUGGUUCAGUUCAUGUUAGAUUCAGACACUCACGUGUGGAGCAUGAGACGAAGCAAGGCGAAUUGGUUCAGGGUGAUUAGUUGCAUCUCACGCGCCGCGUCUCUGGCGCGUUGGUUUGACGGGAUCCGAAGGUGGGUGCAUCCUCCCACUACUAUUCUAAUGCACGUGCUUCUUUUGGCAAUAGUCUUCUGCCCUUCUCUCGUUCUACCCACUGCAUUCAUGUAUUGCUUCUUGAUUCUUCUGUUGAGAUUCCGUUACCGGCAGAGGGUCCCACAGAGCAUGGAUCCGAGGGUUUCGUGUGUGGACAUGGUGAGUUUGGACGAGCUGGAUGAGGAGUUUGACGGGUUUCCGACGACGAGGUCCCCGGAGGUGGUGCGGAUCAGGUACGAUAGGGUGCGGGCGCUUGCGGGGAGGGCGCAGACUUUGCUUGGUGACGUGGCAGCUCAGGGAGAGCGAUUGGAAGCUUUGUUCAGUUGGCGGGACCCAAGGGCGACGGCGAUGUUUGCCGUUUUGUGCUUCGUGUUGUCGUUGGUGUUCUACGUGGUGCCGUUUAAAGGUUUUGUGUUGGGAGCUGGUUUCUAUUACUUUCGCCAUCCAAGGUUUCGUGAUGACAUGCCUUCGGUUUCUGCCAACUUUUAUCGAAGACUUCCUUCUCUUUCUGAUCAGAUUAUCUGAUAUAUAGUGGUAUUUUAUUUAUUAAUUGGUUUAUUUAUUUGAAAACAGUAUGAAAUAUCAAUAUAUCAUAGUGUAUUAGCACUGAUAUUGAAUUAUUGAUAAAUAUAAAUAUAGAUUUGAGCUGAA
Molecule: messenger RNA, 3097 nt
Organism: Arachis duranensis
Lineage: Eukaryota; Viridiplantae; Streptophyta; Magnoliopsida; Fabales; Fabaceae
Product: protein QUIRKY
Exons: 2
Coding region: 173-2971 (932 amino acids)
Source: RefSeq, a predicted model, not a curated record